Triticum urartu is the source of this 1665-nucleotide messenger RNA. NCBI's taxonomy places the organism in Eukaryota, Viridiplantae, Streptophyta, Magnoliopsida, Poales, Poaceae. The record is from RefSeq and is a predicted model, not a curated record.
CUACUUUGUUUGUACCUCUUCCCAAGAACACCCAUACCGCACGUCCAAGAUUCCUAGUACGUGUGACUAAGCAAUUAAGCUCUUCUCUAAGCUCAUUUUUCAUUAUUGUCGACAUGAAGAUCACCGUGCACUCGUCCAAGGCCGUCAAGCCCGACUACGGCGCAUGCGGCGUCGCUCCGGCCUGCACGAACGACGUCGUCCCGCUCACCGUGCUCGACAAGGCCAACUUCGACACGUACAUCUCGGUGAUCUACGCCUUCCACGCACCCGCGCCGCCCAACGCUGUCCUCGAGGCCGGGCUGGCCAGGGCGCUGGUGGACUACCGCGAGUGGGCCGGGCGGCUCGGCGUGGACCCCAACGGCGAACGCGCAAUCAUGCUCAACGACGCCGGCGCGCGGUUCGUGGAGGCGACGGCCGACGUGGCGCUCGACAGCGUCAUGCCGCUCAAGCCCACGCCGGAGGUGCUCAGCCUGCACCCCAGCGGCGACGACGGGCCCGAGGAGCUCAUGCUCAUCCAGGUCACGCGAUUCGCGUGCGGGUCACUUGUCGUCGGGUUCACCACGCAGCACAUCGUGUCCGACGGCCGCUCCACCGGCAACUUCUUCGUCGCGUGGAGCCAGGCCACCCGCGGCGCCGCCAUCGACCCCGUCCCGGUGCACGACCGCGCUUCCUUCUUCCAUCCCCGCGAACCGCUGCACGUCGAGUACGAGCACCGUGGCGUCGAGUUCAAGCCCUACAAGAAGGUGCACGACGACGUUGUCCAUGGUGACGGCGACGACGACGAAGACGAUGACGACGAGGUGGUGGUGAACAAGGUGCACUUCAGCCGGGAGUUCAUCUCCAGGCUCAAGGCGCAGGCGUCGGCUGGCGCGCCCAGGCCCUGCAGCACCCUGCAGUGCGUGGUGGCGCACCUUUGGCGGAGCAUGACGAAGGCGCGCGGGCUCGACGGCGGGGAGACCACGAGCGUCGCCAUCGCCGUGGACGGGAGAGCGCGGAUGAGCCCGCAGGUGCCAGACGGAUACACCGGCAACGUCAUCCUCUGGGCGCGGCCAACCACCACGGCGGGGGAGCUCGUGGCCAGACCAGUGAAGCACGCGGUGGAGCUCAUCAGCCGGGAGGUGGCCCGGAUCAACGACGGCUACUUCAAGUCCUUCAUCGACUUCGCCAGCUCCGGCGCGGUGGAGAAAGAGCGGCUGCUGGCGACGGCCGACGCGGCUGAGAUGGUGCCGAGCCCCAACAUCGAGGUGGACAGCUGGCUGCGGAUCCCGUUCUACGACAUGGACUUCGGCGGCGGCCGUCCGUUCUUCUUCAUGCCCAGCUACCUGCCGGUGGAGGGCCUGCUCAUCCUGCUGCCCUCCUUCUUGGGCGAUGGCAGCGUGGACGCCUACGUGCCACUCUUCAGCCGCGACAUGAACACCUUCAAGAACUGUUGCUACACCCUCGACUAGCUCCGCUUUGCACGUACCUGUCAUGCAUGUGCCAAUGUGUGCCUGAUGUUGGAUCCGUGUAUGUAUAGCUAGUUGCCUAGAUUAUUAUUUUUCAAGUUCUUGAUUCAAUUGUACAUGAUGUUUUGGGAUAGUACUCCCUCCGGUCCUUUUUAGUUCGCAUAUAAGUUUUAACUGAAGUCAAGCCUCGUAAAGUUUGACCAACUUUGUAGAAAAAAGU